AGGGCGCUCGGGGCAGCUGGGCUGGAGCUUCAGUCCGCCUCUGAGGGGCCUUUGGCGUCACCUGGCCGCCGCCAGGCCACCUGUUGCUCUCUGGGUCCCGCGUCCCAGGAGCAGGUGCCGGGACUGCACGGACGCUGCAACUUGUGGCCCCCAGCGGACUCCCAGCCGCCAGCCACUGGCUCUGAGGAGGUAUCGGGGAAGGGCACGCCGGCAGUCACAUGGAGAGCGGCAACGGGACGCCCCUGGCCGGGGCACUCGGGGCGGCGGCCGAAUCCCCCCAGUGCCGGUUGCCGCCUGGAGGGGAGGGCGCGACGGGGCUGGCUGAGCCCGACCGAGCCGCGGAGGACGCUGCAGCUGGCAGCUGCGGCGGGAGCGGGGGCGGGCCACCGCGGGCUCUGCGGGCAAUAUACGUGCGCAGCGAGAGCUCCCAAGGCGGCGCCGUCGGCGGCCCUGAGGCCGGGGCGCUGCAGUGCCUGCUUCGGGCCUGCGAGGCUGAGGGCGCCCACCUCACCUCCGUGCCCUUCGGGGAGCUAGACUUCGGGGAGACGGCGGUGCUCGAUGCCUUCUACGAUGCAGGUGAGGGCGGGUGCCCCCUUUGUCCCCAACCCACUCCAGCUUUCCUUAUCCUCCCAGAAGCCAUGGCACUCCCUCCCUGGGUCGCUACCCUUAGUUCUCCUCCCCGCUCCCCAUACUCCCUGAAUUUUGGACCACUAAACAUAAUAGAGGCCACUGGCAUUUAG
This is a messenger RNA of Ictidomys tridecemlineatus (thirteen-lined ground squirrel), 740 nucleotides long. The record is from RefSeq and is a predicted model, not a curated record. NCBI's taxonomy places the organism in Eukaryota, Metazoa, Chordata, Mammalia, Rodentia, Sciuridae.